Molecule: messenger RNA, 793 nt
Organism: Juglans regia (Persian walnut)
Lineage: Eukaryota; Viridiplantae; Streptophyta; Magnoliopsida; Fagales; Juglandaceae
Product: mavicyanin-like
Exons: 2
Coding region: 39-575 (178 amino acids)
Cellular component (GO): plasma membrane
Molecular function (GO): electron transfer activity
Source: RefSeq, a predicted model, not a curated record
CUAACUCUCGCAUAUCACACUUCCAAAAGCUGCUAUUAAUGGCUUCUUUCUCCAUGAGUUCGAUUACAGCAUUAAUGCUCUUCUUAUUGACCGUCUUCUCUUAUAUUGGCCUUUCCCCAGUAUCCUCCUUUGAGUUCCAAGUCGGAGGCACCCAAACCCAAGGUUGGGUCGUCCCCCAGGCCAAUGAUAGCAAGAUCUACAAUGACUGGGCCUCUGAAACCCGCUUCCGAGUUGGCGACACUGUCCGUUUUAAGUAUGAGAAGGACUCGGUUAUGGAGGUGAAUGAGACAGACUACAAGAGGUGCAAUUCCUCUCACCCCAACUUCUUCUCCAACACCGGGAACACAGUUUUUAGGUUGGAUUAUCCGGGGCCUUUCUACUUCAUUAGUGGAGUAUCCGGGCACUGCAAGAAGGGUCAGCGGCUGAUCGUAAAGGUGAUGUCGGCGGAGUCCGAGCAGUCAGCUCCAUCUGAAGGUGACAAAUCGUCUGGUGCCCGUGUUGCGGUUAAUUUCCUCGCUUGGAGUAGUCUCUGCAUUGUUCUUUCUUUGCUUUGCUUUAUCAUAUAUGGUGCUUAGUUUUUAGGUUAUUAUAUAGUCUAUCUCCAACUAUAUUUAUUAUAUAUGCCAGACUACUGCUAUAUACUUUGUUGUACGUAUCGUCGACUUGUUUGAAUUUUAAGGGUAUCAAAGGUCUUUGUUAGUUUCUUAAUUUCGUUCGAAGAUUAUAUUUUACGUGGGAUUUAAUUGAACAUGUCGUGAUUUAUGUAUGGAGAAUAUAUAUAUAUGUUUUGCUU